UUUUUUGAACUAAAAAAAAUCAAACUGUAAGACCAACACAACUACGCGAUGAGUUUGAGUAAACUUUUUGCUGGUAGGAAGAGGAAUAGUUCAGUAUGGAAAUGGUUUAAAUACGAUGCGUCAUCCGACAAAUCAGUAUGUUUAGUUUUACUUGAUGGUGAAAAAGUAUGCAAUACAAAGUUGUGUGGAAAGAACCCAACAAAUCUUAAACUACAUUUAGCAAGAAACCAUAAGUCUGUACACGUUGAGCUGGAAGAGUCGGAAUUAAAGAAAUUAAGUGAAAAAAAGCAAACAGGGAUAAAGAGAAAAGCAGUGGAUGAAAAUGGCCCCAAUCUUUUAGAAUCGUCCUCAAAUCAGAACCAGACCUUGAUUCAAUGCAUUAAUCGUAGGAAUACCGCAUGGCCUAUUAAUUCACACGAGCAUAAAAUUCGACUAAACUCUCUUAUUCAAAUGAUAAUUGCAACAUGUAAUCCAGUGACAUUGGUGGAUAAUGCGAGUUUUAAAAAGUUAGUUAAUACCUUGGAUUAUAAAUUUUCAUUGCCUGCUUCUGCCAAAAUUACUAGCCUACUUAAUGAAGAAUUUUCUGUUUUAACGAGAAAACUUCGUGACUUCAUAUCUGAAGGCAGGCGCUUCACAAUAUGCCUUGAUGGCUGGACUAAAAAAGGUCUUACUGCGUCCUUUUUAGGAAUUUCGGUUUGUUUUUUUCACUUCAAAUCCGAAAAACCAAUACAUGCUCUGCUUAAUUUGUAUCUUGUGAAACAUCCACAUACAGGUGAACAAAUUGCUAAUUGUUUUGAAAAAUGCCUAAAAUAUUGGAAUAUUUCCAGAGAAAAAAUAUUGCUUGUUAUUUCGGACAAUGGAGCAAACAUGGUCAAAGGCAUAAAGUUGUCGAGAAUGAAAGCUCAAGCUGAACGUGAUAUACUUAUUGAAUUAGAAAGUGAGGUUAAUGAAGAGCAGAUAACAGAUCUGGAAAACGAUGAGAAUAUGACAAAUAGUGAAGAGUGGGAACAUGUUGACUUGAUAGUUGAUGUAAUAGAAAACGUAGCAUUUAGAAGAUUGGGAUGCAUUGCACAUGUUAUACAGCUAGUUGUAAAACUUGCAUAUGAUGGUAAAUAUCAUGGCUUACUUUUGAAGGUACGUGGAUUAGUGGGAAAAGUUCGCAAAUCUUCUGUUGCAUUGGAAAAAAUUAUCAACAAAUGUGGUAAGACUGUGAUCAGCGACUGUUCUACAAGAUGGAACAGCACUUACUUUAUGGUUCGGAGAUUUCUGGAAAUAAAGACAUCUAUCAACGAAGUGCUUGGAGACCUUAACAUUUAUUCACUUGCCAAUAGCGAAUGGAUAAUGCUUCAGGAUUUUGUCAAUCUUUUAGAACCUUUUGCCAAUGAAACUGAUGUUCUUCAGACGGAUGCACUUUCACUAUCCAGUGUUAUACCUUCAAUACUUAAUUUAGAAUGUCACCUUGAGCAAUUUGGAGAUGCCAAAGAUGUAGCAGUUAAAAUGCUUGAAGAUCUACGCCGUCGUUUUGCCGUUCUUUUGCAGCCAAACGAUCCUAAUUUUAAUCCACUGCCAUGUGCCGCAUGUCUACUUGACCACACAUGUGCAAUAGCUCUUUUAGGUAUUGAGCAUACACAAAUCAGAGAGUGUGCAAAGAAAUACAUUUUGUCAGAGGCUAAAAAAUCGGUGCAACAUGAUUUACCUUUACGAGUAGAAAAAAUAAAGCUUAUUCCAGGUAAUGAAGCACAAAAUGAACUCAACAAAUAUUUUAUUGAAAUAAGGAACAGCUCUAUGUGCCAAAAUGCUUUAAAUUUCUGGAAGAUGAGACGUGCUGUUUAUCCACAUAUUGCACCAUUAGCUGAAGACCUCAUUGCAGCUCCUGCAACUCAAGCAUAUGUUGAAAGACUUUUUUCAAUCUGUGGCUUGCUCACAAAUGGACGGAGAAAUCGAAUCACACCUCAAAUAUUAACAAAUGAGCCUGAUAAUAUAAGUGAAACAAUGGAAAACCACAUUUUAGCAGAUAGUAAUGGGGAUAACAUCAAAGCUGAGUUUGUGAUAGAUUCUACCACUAACAACUGCAGUCAAGCAAGUUGUAGUUUGGAUUCUAAUAUAGGUGCCAUAUCCUCGCUAGACAGUCUACUCAGUUAUUUGCAGAAACAUUACGCUAUUGAUCUAGUAAAGCAGCAACUAGGGGAAAACCUUGUUAAUAAUAGUGAUUUAUGUCAACUUUUAAAUUGUGAUUUGAUUGUAGAAAAAGUUUUAUCUGUGGUCAAUUCUAGCAAAAAGCUUAUAUCAUUUUGUAAGUCAAACUUAGGUCUUAUUUUGCCAGUUGAAAUAAAUUUACACUACGUAAAUGAAAACCAACGUGAAUAUGGUUUAAAAAAACAAAGCUGUGAAACUUUUCAGUAUAUGCCCAUUUUGCCAUUAUUAAAAAAGUUAGUCGAAAAUGAGCUUAUUUGGCAUUCAAUGAAACAAAAACUUGAAAAAGAUGAGUCAAUUAAUAAAGACUUGCUAUAUUCAUAUUCAGAUGGUUUAAAUUGUGUAUUCUAA
This is a messenger RNA of Hydra vulgaris (swiftwater hydra), 2544 nucleotides long. The record is from RefSeq and is a predicted model, not a curated record. NCBI's taxonomy places the organism in Eukaryota, Metazoa, Cnidaria, Hydrozoa, Anthoathecata, Hydridae.